Plasmodium vinckei vinckei is the source of this 6933-nucleotide messenger RNA. Its product is annotated as rRNA (adenosine-2'-O-)-methyltransferase, putative. The transcript has a single exon. Lineage: Eukaryota; Apicomplexa; Aconoidasida; Haemosporida; Plasmodiidae. The record is from RefSeq and is a predicted model, not a curated record. Bases 1 to 6933 code for a protein of 2310 amino acids. Gene Ontology annotation, biological process: tRNA methylation. Gene Ontology annotation, molecular function: RNA binding; tRNA (guanine) methyltransferase activity.
AUGGAGCAAAAGGGAGAGGAAAAUAUUAUAAGCUUAUUAACUAAUUUUGCAGAUAAGUAUGUAAAGAAAAAAGAUAUAAUAAAUGAACAUAGCCGAACAAUUAAGGAUAUGUUCUCUUCAAUCAUAUUAGUAUUAAUAAGUAGUAUAGAUAAAUAUAGCUUAGCAAAUUAUAUUAACAAUUAUAUACAAAAUGAGGUAGAGAAUAUUAGAUUUGAAGAUAUAGAAAAUCUAUCAAAAAAAAAAAAAAACAAUAAUAAUGAUAUAAAUAAUGAAAUAUAUAAAAGAAUAAACAUAUUUAUUAUUUUUUUAGAAUGUAUAUUUACUAAAUUUGAUGAUGUAAGUUUUGUAAAUCUAGACAUAUCUUGGAUAUAUAAACUUAUUACAUAUAAAGAACAUUUUAAUUAUUCAUCUCUUUUGAAUAUUUUAAAAAGCUUAUUACUAUUUAUUGAAAAGGAAGAAAAUAAAUCUAAUGCAACGCUUGUUCAAAAUGUUAGCAAUUCACAAUCAGAACAAGAAAACAAUUUUUGUAUUAUAUAUAUUUUGUUAAAUCAUGUAAAAAAUGAAAUUGAAAAUCAUGUUAAAGAAGUAAAAGAUAAUUAUUUUUUUUACAAAAAUAAGAUAAGCCAAUUGCCAGGAAUACACAACAGAUCUAGUGAUUUAUAUAACCCAUUGUGUAAACAUAAUGAACAGGAAAAAUUAAUGGCAUGCCCAAAACACAUAAACAUACUAAGUAGUAUAUCACUACGUUUUAAAGAUACAUGUGAUUUAUUUAUUAAUAUAGUAGAGCAUAAAAGUGAAACAACACAAUGUAAUAUUGAAUGGGGAGAUAAAAUAAAAGAAACAGGAAAAGAAUUAAUGCUUUUAACUCCAUUUAUUAAUGAUAAAGAUAUAAGAGAUUAUUUAAUAAAUACAUUUUUUUUUACAAUUAAAAAAUAUAUAUUUAAUAAAAAAGAAUAUGAAAAAUUAUGUCUAAUUGUUACUAAAGUUAUGUAUCUGUUUAUAAAAAAUGAUACUACAUCAGAAAUUAAUUCAAACUAUUUUUCAACUGAAAAAAAAGAACCUUUUAUAAAAAAUUUUGAUACUAUAGAAAAUAAAAAUUAUGAAGAGGAAUAUAUUUUAUACAUAUAUAAAGAAAUUAAUUCAAACUUCUUUCCAUCUAAUAGUAAUGAUGCUAUAUCAAGUGGGCUAGCUAAGAACAACCAAAAAGAUGAGUCAAUAAAUAAAAAUUAUCUGAACAGUAUAUAUAAUUUUCUUGUUAUAAAUAUUGAUGAUUUAUAUAAUAUAGAAUUUGUAAAAAAUGCAUUUAUUGAUGAUGUACGAUAUUAUUUUUUAUUAUAUAAUGAAGCAUAUAAAGAUGAAUGGGUAUUAAAAAAAAUAAUAUACAUAUUUAAUAAAAUAAUAAAUAUAUAUGAAGAUCCAAAUAUGGAAAGUUUUAGAGAUUGUUCUAAUUUUAUAGAAGCAUGGGAAAUCUAUGAAUGCAUAUUAAAAUGUAUUGAAAAUUUUUCUAUACAUUUGCUAAAAACCAAUUGGCAAAAAGUUAUCGAUUUAAUAAAUAUGGGAAAUAAAAUAAGACAAAAAUAUCAACUACUUUAUGAUUCAUCAUUAAAUGAAAAAAAAAAUAUUAAAAAAGGAAAAAAUGUUCAUAAUAUAAAAAUGUCUGAUAAAAAUAUUAAUACAGAUCCUUCAUUAUGUAAUUUGGAAAAUAUUCAAAAAAAUAAUUUUAUAUUUUAUGAUAAGCAUGAUUAUAAUGUCUUUAACUUUUGUGUAAAAAAAAAAAAAGAAAAUAAACAAAACAUAUUUACAGCCUUUGGGAAUUAUUCAGAUUAUAUACUAUUAGUACUUAUUGAAUAUUUAAUUUGGAAGUUAUUGAUACAUGAUAAUAAUACAGUAACCCGUUUUUCUUUAUGUUCAUUAAUAGAGCAAAAGGAAAAUUACACAGAAAAGGGAAACACACAAAAUAAAAGUGAUAGUGAUGAGAGCACUGAUGAAAAAAGUGAAGAAGUUAAUGGAAUAGAAAUAAAUACACUAAUCAAUAGUAUAAAUGACAUAUUUUUUUUUAAUAUAUUUUUCCCAGAAUGUGUAAAACCUACUUUAUUUAUAAAAGCUGAUAUUCCUUUUUAUGAAUUUCGAAUUAAAAAUUUAAUUGUUUCUAAAAUUUUAAAUAAAAAAAAUUCUAUUGAAUAUGUUCAAAAUUUUAUUAUUUCUUUGAAUAAAAUUAAUUUAUUUUAUGCCAAUGCAAGGAUAAUACUUGAAGCGAUCAUUCAAGCUAUCAAAAUAGUUGAAAAUUCGGGAGAUGAAACAAAUAACCUUUUGAAAAGUUCUGAUAAAAAAAUAAACGACAUCAAUGAAUGUAUAGACAUGGAAAAUGAAAAUACAAACUCAAACAAUUUUAUCAAUAAAAUUAUUUUAAAUAUUAUUCAUAAAAUAAAAAAUGUGUCUAUAAGUCGACGAAAAGAUUUACAAAUACUUGUUUUAAAAAUUGUUAUAAAAAUGAAUGAUAUUUUAAAUCUAUUUAGUACUAUAAAAAGUUAUUCCUCAUUUUUGCAAAUUUUUGAAGAAGAUUUUUUUUUCCAUGCUUUGGAAUAUUUCGAAAUUUUGACAAAUAAAAAAAUUAAUUUUGUUAAUAAUUUAGACAGUAACUUUUCGAAUUCACCUGAACAAGUCAGCCUAUUAUAUGUUUGGCUAGAAAAUAAUGCAAAUAUUUUUUUGAACAAUUUUAUUGAAAAAUUUAAUAAAGUAAUUGAUUUAAAUCAAUACAUGUAUUUUUAUGGAUAUUUGAGGUUAUUUUAUUUAUUGCUACACAUAACAACAAAAAAAAGUAAAAAAAUGGACGACAGACAUAAAAACAUUAUUUUACGUAUUCAAAAAGACGACAACUUUUAUUUGGUUUAUCAUCUAGUUUUAUACUUUUUUAAAAACAAUUUAAGUCAUAUAUUUUUAAAAAAUGAUAUUAAGCAAAUUUUAGUUAAAAAUGUUGAAAAUUUAAGAAAUUUUAUUCAAGGUAAUGCAUAUGUGAAAAAAGAAGACUCUUUAUAUCCUUGUCAAAAUGAAAAAUUAAAUGAACAUAUCAUCAAUAAUUCUGACCGUUCAGAAAUAAUUGCAACACCUUAUGACCGUUCAGAAAUAGUUGCAACACCUUCUGAGCAUUGUUUUGACUAUAAAAUGGUGAGAAAAUUGUUUAUAUUUACAGAUAUUGUAGAAUAUUGUGGAGAUAUAACUACAUAUUUUUUGAGCAAUAAAAUAAAUUAUUAUAACACGUCUUAUUCAUAUAAAGAGAAAAAUAUAGAUACAUCCAGUCUCGAAAAGUCGCUUAUUAUACAUGAUAGUGCACCUGAUGAAUCGGAUACUGAUGUGUGUCGAGGCAGUAAAAAUUUGUAUAUAGAAUGUAUUAAUUUUUUGAAAAAUUAUACUCAAACAAAUAUUAAAAAUAAAGAAAAUGAAAAUUAUAACAAUUUAAGGGUGAUAUUGGCACUUUCCUAUAUUUCUAAUACCUGUACAGUCUUUGGAAAAAUAGAGGACGAAGAAAAUUUAAAUAAAAAAAUUUUGUUAAUGCAAAUGAAAAAUAUAUAUAAUGAUAGUUCAAAUAUGCCAAAAGACGCACACAUACCAGUAGGUAAUAAUGAUAUGAUUAAUAGUCUUUGUGGUGUUGGAAACUAUUUUUGUAAAAAUUUUAAUUUUUAUAGAUAUAAAUAUUUAUAUAAAUAUUUUUCUGCACACAACACCUUUAAAGAAUAUACCAUGGAUAAUAAAAUAACAUUUUCAGAUACCAUAGUAAAUGAUAUUGAAGUAAGUAAAGAAGAAUUAGUGUAUGUUUAUUUUAAUAUAAAACACUAUGUAAUACCUUAUCUUUUUGAUGAUUGGGAAAUAGAAGAUAAAAAAAAUGAUAUAGAUAAUUAUAUAAUACAAUAUAGAUUAAAUUUUUUAAACAAUUUAAUAAAGCAAAGUAAAAUGUUGAUUGAUAGAUCAUCUGAAUAUAAAUUUCCAAUACACUUACUUGAGUUGGCUUUUCUUACAUUAUUUCAUCCCUUAAUAGUAAAAUUUGAAAUAGAAUUUUAUAGUAAUGAAAAUUAUAAAACAUUUGAAAAUGUAGAAGAAGAUGGAUAUACAUCUUUUAAAUUAUUAGAUUUUGUAAAAAAUAUUUUGAAAAUUGGUCAAACAAAAUUGUCUAUAUGUCGAAGUGUUGUUAUUCCAUUUUUAACUUCCUAUUUUUUUAGUAUAAUGGAAAAUGGAAAUAUUAUAAUAAAUAUAAGUAAUGAUUAUUUAGACAAAUUUGUAGAAAUUAUUGUUGAUGUUCUUAUGCAUAAAGAAUGUGUAUUAUAUGAUUGUCAAAAAAGUUUUACUAAUAAUAUAUUUAAAAUAAAAAAAGGAAAUUUAAAUUUUAAUAAUUUUAUUAAUGAAAGUAUUUGCUCAUAUUUUUUAAACAGAAUAGAGAACAAUCACCAGAUCAUAUUUCCUUCAAAACUUUAUGAAGUAUAUCAUACAUCUAUUUUUUUAAGAGUUUUAACAUUAAUAUUUUUAAUAAAUCUAUUUAAAAUUUUAGAAGAUAAAUAUAUACGUGUAAUGAAAAUAGGGAUACAUAAUAAAAAUGAUCAAGUUGCAAAUAAUGAGAUGUUGGACAUUCCAAGAGAAAAAAACCGUAAGGAAGAAAAAGAGGAAUUUUAUAAAAAAAGAAAUGUAAUAUUAUCUAUGUAUGAAAAAGUUAUUAUUCAUAUUUUAAAAAGAGUUGAUAACAAAAAUGUGCUUCGAGAAAAUUUAAAAAAUAAAUCUAAUGAUAAUGAAAAUAAACCAAAUAUUAAAAAUAAAAAAAAAAGUGAACAAAAUUUAACUCCAUUACCUUUUUCAUAUGGUCAUAAUAUUCAAAUUAGAGGAUUACAAGCAUUAUGUAUUCUUUCAAAAUAUUUUAAAUAUAUAAAAAAAGGAAGAAGAAUAAAUAUUAUUCUAUAUGUUAAUACACUUUUACAAUAUGAUAAUCUUAGUACAACUCGACAAUAUUUAGAAUUGUUUUGUUCAUCAAUUUGUAAUUCUUCUUUUAUUUUAUUAUAUCCACAUUUAAUUAAAAAUAUAUUACGAAAUAAUGCUGAGAAUGCACAAUUAACUAUUAGCUCUUUAAUUAUAUCUGCCCAUAUCUUUUUAAAAUCAAAAUUUAGUUACUAUUCUUUUGUAAAACUGAAUUAUAAUUCCUUUUCUGCCCUAACAGUUGAUCAGAAAAAAUAUGCCACAAACAUAUUUGUAAAAAAAGAAAAACAAAAAAAUGUUAAGGGAGCUCAAAAAGCAAAAGGAAAAAAAAUUAAAAAUAUUAUUAGACAAAUUUUAGAGAAGAGUAAAGGGGAAACAACAGAAAUUGCCAAAGAUGCGGAUAAGACAAUUGCAAGUAUAGAGAAAAAAAAAAUGCAAUAUGGAAAACAAUGGAAACGAAAUGAAAAAGGGAAUGAUAAGAAAAAAGGGGAAAAAUGGUAUGACAAAAAAAAAGGAAAAAAGGGACACAAUAAAUCACAUGGAUACGACAAUCCCGACAGGUCAAAUCUUCAAAAAAAUAAAAAUGAUAUUUCUAUAAAGGGAAACAAUAUUGAUGAAGAAAAAAAAGAUGGACAUUAUGAAAUGGAAAAUAAUAUAUGGGAUACAGAAAAUAUAGCUAGUAAAGACAAUCCAGAAAAUGGAUAUUUUUAUUCACCAUAUAUUUCUAAAAUAUUAACAAAACUAUUAUUAAAAAUAGUACUUUUAUGUUCUUCUCAUUCAGCUUUAAUUCGAAGUAUUUCACAAUAUAUAUUAUAUAACUUUUUAAAAAAAAGAAAAGAAAUGUUAUUAACCCCAUUUUUAUCAAAAAUAUAUUUAUUUAUUAAAAAUAAUAAAGAUUGUAAAAGAAUAAGAGAAAAAUUAAAAAAAGAAUUUAAAAAUUGGGAUACUUCAAUUAUCGAAAAAAAUAAUAAUAUAUGUAUGUUAUUACCAACUUAUAAUCAUUCAUUUAAUUUUUUUGAUGAAGAUAUAAAUUGUGAAAAUACAAACACAUUUACACACAUUUUAUAUAAUAAUGAAUUGGUGAGUUCCUACACAUUUAUAGAUAGUAUUAAAAAAAUUGUACAACAAGAAAUGACUUCUAUAAUGUAUAAUAUACAAUUGGAAAAAGAAAAAAAAGACGGAAUUUCUAUUUAUAAAUAUAAUAAUGAACAAAAAUUAUUAACACUAAAUCAGUUUUAUCAUGGACAGGAUACAAAUGAAAUACCUUCUACAAUCGACGAUAAGAAAGAUAUAAAAAAUUCAGCUAGCGAAAAUGGACAAGAAAAAAAAAAAAAAACAACUAGCCAAAUAAUUAACGGAGAAACAUGUUUUAAUAAAGAUAGUGAAAAUAUUGAUUAUGAUAAAAACUUUGAAGAUUUUUUAAAACAAACUAAAAAAAAUUACCAAAAAAAGUUUGAUCCAAUCAAUAAUAUAAUAGAAAUUAAUAACGAAUUUAGAAAAAAAUAUCAAUUAAGAAAAAAAAAUAAUUUAAUUGUUAUUGCUUCCUUAAUUGACAAAGUCCCAAAUUUAGCUGGCUUGUGCAGGACAUGUGAAAUUUUUAAUGUUAAAAAAUUAUUGCUUAGCAAUAUAAAUAUUGUUAAAGAUUUUCAAUUUCAAAAAAUUUCUUCCACUGCUAAUAAAUGGAUGAAUAUACAAGAAUUAAAAAAAAAAGAUAUUAUAAAAUAUUUAAUCAAAAAAAAAAAGAAAUAUUCUAUUAUUGGCUUAGAACAAACAAAUGAUAGUAAACGAUUGAACGAUUUUAUUUUCCCAGAAAAUUGUAUAUUAAUAUUAGGAGAUGAAAAAGAGGGACUACCAUCUUCCAUUCUUUUACUUUUACACCAUUGUGUGGAAAUACCUGGACAUGGAAUUAUUAGAUCUUUGAAUGUUCAUGUUUCUGCAGCAAUUACUAUUUAUGAAUAUUUCAAACAACAUCUUUAG